Messenger RNA from Anthostomella pinea, 228 nucleotides. The record is from the annotation of a GenBank genome assembly. NCBI's taxonomy places the organism in Eukaryota, Fungi, Ascomycota, Sordariomycetes, Xylariales, Xylariaceae.
AUGCACUUCACCACUGUCGUCACCCUCCUCUUCGCCGCCUUUGCAGCCGCUGCCCCCCGACCUCUGCACCAUGGGGUCAAGAACACAGUUUUGCCCCCCGGGCUCACCAGUGAGCCGGACUGCGCCAAGAUGGAGGACUACUGCACCAGCUGCGGCGGCGAAGACUUCGAUUGCGAGACGAACCCGAGUUGUGAAUGGUGCUACGAGAAUCACAGGUUCGGCAACUAG